Leucoraja erinaceus (little skate) is the source of this 4602-nucleotide messenger RNA. It is a transcript of the gene msantd4, whose product is annotated as Myb/SANT-like DNA-binding domain containing 4 with coiled-coils. The record is from RefSeq and is a predicted model, not a curated record. Bases 316 to 1395 code for a protein of 359 amino acids. The transcript is spliced from 3 exons. NCBI's taxonomy places the organism in Eukaryota, Metazoa, Chordata, Chondrichthyes, Rajiformes, Rajidae.
GGGGGAGGCUGGUCACUUCCGUUGCUAGGUUCUUUGUAUUGGGAACGUGGAUACUGCCGCCUCUUGCACCUCCUCAGCUUCACUGCUAGCAUCUUGCACUGGAGCCACCUCUUUUGUGUGCUUUAAUGUACAUCUGGGUUGAUUGUGUACAGUCUUAAAAAGUCUCUGCUCAUUUUCUCUCUGGGAUUUGCUCUGAGGUACCAUCUAUUUUGCCGGUUUAAUGGUAUUGUGGCCUGUUGCGCUUGUGAAGUUUUGAAGCAAAGGACGUUAUCUUUGGAAUAUCUAUUUUAUUGGUAUCUUUAUUCAUUUAACAGAAUGAAACAGUUCAAGAGGAAAAGGAAAAGCAAUUUUACACUGAAAGAAACCGAAAUCUUACUGAAGGAAGUGAAGGAUAAAAAAGAAAUAGUAUAUACACAACAACAUGAUGCAGUGACCAAUGAGCUAAAAUGGAUGGCUUGGAAGGAAAUUGCAGAAAAAGUCAGUGCUGCAAGUAGUGGUGAACAACGUACUGCAUAUGAAGUAAAGAAGAAAUAUACCGAUUUAAAGUGUUAUUUGAAGAAAAGAGGGGAAUGCUUAGACCGGAUGGAAGCAAUAAUGACUGACUGUAGCCCUAGUUCACUCCACUGUUUUAAUCGCAAUGUGUUCAAUGGUGGAACAUCUUGUCAUUUUGAAGAUUCUUUAUUGGUCAAUGAUCCCAGUCGAUCCCUUUGUGUAAUCAAAGUAGAAGGUGUGGCUGAUGAUGUGGAAGAGGAGGAGGAAGAGGACCAGGAGCCACAAAAUCCCGAGAUUAGAAACAUGGAGGAAGAAUCUGGUGCUAUUGCAAGUUCACUUUCUAUUAUUCAGGGAUUGGAAGAAACCGAUAACUUUUCUGAAGCGGAGGGCCAUUCUUCACGUUCUGAUGUACCUACAGCGUGGAAUUGCAGCCCAGAUGCACUUUUCUAUAUAGAGAAACAGCGGUUAGAAUUGGACAAACAACGCGUGGCCCUAGAAUCUGAAAGACUGGAGGUGGAGAAAGAACGUUUGCAAAUUGAAAGAGAAAAGUUGCGUUACCUGGAUAUUGCAAAUGAAAGGCUGCAGUUGGAAAAGGUUCGCUUGCAGCUCGAGAAAGAGCGUUUGCAAGUCAAGAGAGAGAAAUUGAAGCUAUUAACAAUGCAGGCCAGUAAGUUAUCUCGGGAGAAGGAAUGUAACUCUCUGGCCGAAAGUACAAGUUUAAAGCAUAUGGAUAUUGAAGCAGAAAAGUUAAUAUUGGAGAAAGAGAGAUUACAGCUAAAAAAAGAGAGAUUGCAGUUCUUGAAUAUCGAGUCUGAAAAACUCCAGAUAGACAAAGAGCGCCUGCAAAUUGAAAGAGAACACUUGCAGUUGCAAAAACAUUGCCAAAAAAGUAAUUCCAUUUAAUUAUUGGCAUAUUUUUAAACCUUAAUCUUUAUCCAUCGUUCUAAAGAUUUUUUUGCUACAAUGAGUUAUAGAAAAUGCCAUCCAGUCCGCAAGGAUUUUGUCACUAAUUUCAUGAUCUCUUUCAGGGAGAUCGAAUCUUAAUGUCAACUUUCAAAUUCAAAUUGGUUAACACGAGCCAACAGCACACAAUGCAAAAUGUUAAAUUUGAAUUUUGAUUGUGUAUGCUUAAGUGGUAUUGACAUAUGAAUUUGUAUUUAUUGGAAGGAUCUUUUCAGACUAGUCAAUUUUUCUUAGUAAAAGUCUUAGUGAAUUUUACUGUAGAUAGGUCCUGAUCCAAAAUGUUCUCCAGGGAUCCAUGUUCUCCAGGGAUGCUGCCUGACAUGCUGAGUUAAGCCAGCUUUUUGUCUCUUUCCUUGUUAAAUUAGCAUUUGCAGUUCCAUGUAUCUAGAUUUUUCCUAUAAUUCGUUUCCAAAAGACUUGCUGGCCUUGACAUCAACCACAUUAAUCAUCUUCAAAGGAAUUGCAACAAAGUUGUUUAUUCACUAAUGACAUUUCACACCAAUACCUAUAUAUUUGGGCUCGUAUAUUUGUUAUUAUUGACAGAUCUACACUUGAGCUAGUGUCUAAAACCAUACCUAUAGCAACUCUAGACCAUGUCUACAAGGAGUAUAAGAGACAACAUACGAACAUGUGAAAUAUUUUUUAUGGUAACCUUUGGUUGUUACCCCAUUUCAGUUUUAACUUCUUGCAUUCAACUUGAUUGUCCUGAUUUCUUCUGUAAAAUCAAUUAAUUCGAAAUUCUGAUGUUUUAUUCGUGGUUUCAAUUUUCAAACACAAUUCAGCUGAUCAAGCUCAACUUCUUUUAGAGACUUUCCUACCUUGUUUGUCCUGAUCAGAUUCGGUCCCGGGCCAUGGAAAUGAAAAAGAUGUCUCAUGCGGCAUUGUGUUAGCUAGUCCCUGGCACUACAUAGUACUACGAGAGAAACACAGAAAAUCCAUCUCUGCGGCCAAUCUAGCCAAAUGAUGUUGGAACAUUUAGGUUUGUUCUUCAAAAUACUACUGAGUCCUGUGCAAUAACUGUUUUUCAGUUCAGUUCAGUUUUAUUUAACACAGGGUCAACGGUACAAUGAAAUGUGUUUGACAAGACAAUGGGUCACCUCAGCAGUGAUAUUAUUAAGAUAAAAAAAGAUAGGAUAAAAGUGACAUUGGUAGGUAAAAGUUAAAAGACAAUAAUGUUCUCACUAAGUUGUCAAAACCAAAUAACUCCAUUGUUUUUUAAAAAAAGGUCAAUAAGGGCAUUGUAAUCCUGAGCCUGUGAGUUAGUGAGAAAAGUUUCACUAGAAUUAACGUUGUAAGUCAUUUCCAGUGGAAAGAUAUUAUAUUUCAUAUGACUGCAACUUUACAGUUAGACAGACAACCUCUACCUCUAGUUUUGAGAUUUACUUUUGUUUACAUGGAAGUAAAACAUUUUUUUUAAUCACUUAGUUUUAUGAUAUCAUCCCAUUUCAGUUACUAAAUGCUAGUCCAUUUCGGUAACUCAUCGUUGGUGGGGUGUCAAGAUUUAUCAUAACUUAUUUGCACAGUAGAUAACAUAUCUGUUGAUUAGAAAGUUUGCACUGUGCUUUUAGUAAAUUCAGGCACUGUGAUAAUUGGACUACUGACAUAAUUCAGUUGCUUUAAAAUGAAUCAACUUUUCAGCCUAACAAAGCUAAAGCUGUACAUUUUCUUCAUUUGAGCUUUUAAAUACUGGAUUUAAUAAAUUAUUGUUCAGUUUUAUCAAUUUCCAUUCAGCACCUUUUGAUAAGUUUUCUGGGAAGAAGUUUGCAAGUAGAAUUUGUGAUGAUGAUUGAUAUCUAACCUCCCAAUUUACUUGCAGAAGAAAGAAAUGCACCAAUUUUGUUUUUGCUAUUCUGUAAUAUGCAUUUUUUAAUUCAAAUAGUAUUUAGAAAAAAAACUAGUGAAUUACAAGACUAUACUGUGCUUGGUUUUAGGAAUACUGUGAAUUAAACUAAAUUUCUAGUCCCUUGUAGUUAUACCUAAUCCAAAUAUGCAAUUUAGGAAAAUAUCAAAGGGUCUUGUUAAGUACCAAAGGGAAAACUAAUAUAACAAUUAGUCUGUUGUAUCAAUAAAUAUGCACUACUAUUUUACUUGGCUGACAAAGGUUUAACAUGUUUUUGUUACUUGCACUAAAUAUCACUGGCUGCAUUAAAAAAAAAACCCAUAAACAUUGCUGUAUUUGCAUGUUUAGUGCAAGCAACCAUGGAGAAAUUUCUAGCCCAAAUAGUUUAAAACCAAGUUUUUCCAAAUACUUUUCUUGUCGCUUGUAAUAAGUGGAACAGGGCCAUAUAAACCAAUGUAGUUAUUUCAUUUAGACUGACAAAUCAGAGACUGCAGAGUACUUCAAUUUUCUUAAUCAAUGUACUUGGUCCUGGUUGAUACUCAGUAAAAAAAACAUCACCACGUUCCUAAAACACUUAACAUAGCAGUCCAUUGAGUGUGGGUUUGAGUUUCAUUUCUCUGCCAGUUUCUUAUGUGAGAAAUGGCCAUUGCAGGGAGAUGUUGUGUGGUUGGGUCAAACAACCCAAGGAAUUUGGGGUAUAUUUGUAGUUAAGUAGCAAAGGGAAACUACUUAAGGAAAACAAUAGUAAAUAUAUUAUACUGGCAGAUCUAUGCACUCAAUUUGCUUUAAGUCAACUUUCUUUGAACGAUAAACAAGUGACUGGAGUGGUGACGUGUAGCCUUAACUUCAUGUUUGGAACUGACAAGUAAAAUUCUAAUUAAAUUGUUAAAUAUAGUUUCGUGCUAAUGGCACGCAUUAACGCCCAGAACAUGUAGCGAGCUACUAAUUCUGAAACCCAGGCAGUUCUAGUAGUAAUUAUAGUUGUUAUUUACUAGUUUGAAUUGUCUAAAUUCUGUGAGUAGAGAUUUGGAAAGGGCUUAUUGAGGCACUGUUGAUCUUGGUGAAUAGAUCGAUAAUGUGUUUAUAAGUUUAAUAAGAGAGAAUAUUUUAACUUUACAUGUGGCCCCAGAGCAUCACCUAAAUAAUUUUUAAAUAUUCUGUCAAAUUCUAGUGGUGCUCACAAAGCUACAAAGACAAAAAAAAAAACGCUUCUGGUCAAAUUAUUGUCUUUGCUAUUAAUUGCAUUGAAAACUGGGUCAUAAUGUUGGCUUCAUCACUUCAUCCAAAGACCAAAAUGAAAAUGUAGC